This is a messenger RNA of Arabidopsis lyrata subsp. lyrata, 2128 nucleotides long. RefSeq lists its product as uncharacterized. The transcript is spliced from 4 exons. The record is from RefSeq and is a predicted model, not a curated record. NCBI's taxonomy places the organism in Eukaryota, Viridiplantae, Streptophyta, Magnoliopsida, Brassicales, Brassicaceae. Bases 1300 to 2004 code for a protein of 234 amino acids.
UAAAUAGCCCAUCACACAAAAGAGAACCAAUAUAGGCUAACUGAUUUGAAACAAAUAAAACAGCCCAACAUGGGCUAAUGGGGAAAACUAAAAGUGAAGCCCAAUUUGUGAGCUGUCUCUCACUGACUGAUGAUGCAACAAACGAUAAUUGAAACAAAACAGAGGCAUGCGAUUAAGAGGAGAACCACUGUUGAAGCAUAACAGAGGCAUGCGUUGGAUUUUUCCCCGGAAGAUAUGGAAUACAAUGUCGAAUCAAGAGAUCAGCUUCUUUAUAAUUGCGUCCACCGAUAUCGAUCUGUUUCGAUGGAGGAUUGUCUCUAAAAGAACAAAACAGUUAAGGUUUUCCGAAUGAAGGGAUGUACUUUUGCAAUGUAAUAACCUCAAGUCAUGCUAGCGACACAAAGAUAAGAAAUCAGUUACUUAUUUCAAACAUAUAUGAUUUCCUUUUUGUAAGAUUCUUAUCUAACAUGUGUUUUGUUUCAUAGGUGAGUCAGAUUUCAAACUCUUAAUCGUUGGGGUUCAUAAGGCAAGAGGCAUCUGUUGAGUCGCAAGAUGUGGAGAAAGGGAGUAUCAAUUAAGGAAGGUUCCGAUUGAGAAAAUUCGGGUCAAAAUCAGAAUAAGGUAAGAUCCGGGAGACAAAUUUGCGGGUCAAAAUUAAAUGAUUUCCGGGUCAAAAAAUUAAAAAAAAACCCGACCCAAUUAGGAACCCCAAAAAGUGUUGCAAAAAUGUAUAGUAGAUAAAUAUUUAUUGGCUAGCCAUAAUCUCGUUGACAAAACACUUUGUUAAUUAUUUGUCAUUUGUCAACCCUUAGGCUCCUUAUAUAGCCUCAAAACCCCGGAUCUUCUAAACCUUAUUGUACUUCAUUUUAGAGAGAAACAAUAGUUGGCUUAGAAUUGGUAAGGAAUCUUGGGGUACGUUUUUAGAUCUAUACACUACAACGAUGAGGUGAGUCAUGGUUUUUUUCCAUAAAUUGUUUUCAAGGAAUUUGGAUUUGAUAUCGACUGGUCAAGAGGUUUCAAAUCCAUAGAAACAAAUACGUUAGGAAAUUUAGAUAUCGAUUAAAGUUACGAUCUAGGGUUUCGAAUUGGAACCUAAGAACCAAGUGCGUUGGGAUAUUUUGCAUCUGAUUUAUUUUUGAGUCUGAAAAUUGUAUCUUUAUAUGUCAAUAACUUGCCUUUGUUGACUAUGAAUUGUUUUCUUCUAUUUUAAUUGCAUAUGCAUUUGAAAACCAACAAAAAUUGCAUCUGGAUCCAUCCUCCUUGACGAAUUCUUCAAACAUCUCAAUCAUCUCGAAACAAAUGGAAUCAAUAUCUAUGACUGACCAUGUUCGUGUUGUCCGUAACAACAAAAGAUUACCACAGUCUAGAUAUUCUCCUUACGCUUUAAGAACUGAUCUCAACAAGGAGAAGGAGAAGCAGAAAGAAGAGACUAUACGACUCGGAGUUGAGCUCUCGCUCUUUGUGGCUGAAGCAAUGUUCAUAUUAUCUGAUGACCUACGUUCUACGUUACACUUCUGUCUUUGCCUAUUGAAUAUUGCAGGGAAGAGAGACUAUGACGGUCCCGUGGUAGGAAGACUGGUUCAUGUUAUUCAAUAUGUGUUUGAAAGAUAUAUCAAACCCAAGAAUGGAGUCUAUUAUGAUGAUGGCUUAUCGAUCCACGUUGAGCUAAUCAAAACUUGUCCACAGCAUUUUAAUUUUGGAGUACGUGUCUUGAAUCACAUUAUUUGGGGUCUCAAAAAUGGUGGUGUAGUGGAAUCGUAUAGUUUUGAAUACUACAUCCAAGAGCUUAAGAAGCUAGAAGAGAAGUUGAGGUCUGCCAAGGAAUUUUCAGAGGCCAAUGGGUUUGUGAGGGAAGAGAUAAAGUCUAACAUUGUUCACUUGUGGAAGUCUCUCUUUGAAGCAACACCGGAAGUGAUAAACCCUAAUAAGCCUAUACUUCUUGAGCUGUUUAGGCCUAUCGAGAACGAAGUUUGCUGUCGUCGUCUUGCUUCUUUACUCAUAUGACUUAGUGUUUCUUAGAUUGGAUGAUCUUUUUAUUGUAUUGUUAUUCUGCUUAUAUUUAUGAAACAAUAACGAUCCAUUGGUCUAUUCAAAUAAAUGUAAGACAAAAGUUAUGAGUGAGAUUAAA